Messenger RNA from Penicillium manginii, 957 nucleotides. RefSeq lists its product as uncharacterized. The transcript has a single exon. NCBI's taxonomy places the organism in Eukaryota, Fungi, Ascomycota, Eurotiomycetes, Eurotiales, Aspergillaceae. The record is from RefSeq and is a predicted model, not a curated record. The coding region runs from base 1 to 957 and encodes 318 amino acids.
AUGUUCAAGAAGCGCGUAUCUCUUAAAUAUGGCGGCUUCCAGCUCUCAAGCUCAUCUACUGCGGUCUCGCCACUCCGUCAUCUCAGGAUUAACCAUCCAGCCCAUGGCCCUAGAGCACCACAUGCUGGUCGGAACUAUGCAACCACAUCGAAUCCCCCAGAGCAUGAGUAUUCAUGGCCAGGGGCUCCUUCAUUUUCCCCAUAUGAAGUCUUGAAUUUGGAUCAUGCGGCUCCAUAUUCCAAGAACAUUUUUUACGACCUCGUGAAGAUUUACCAUCCAGAUCGACCUUGUAAUGAGCAUCGUCUUUGUCGAGGCCUAUCACCUGAAGUUCGCCUUAAGCGAUACCAUAUUGUCGUAGCAGCACAUGAACUUCUUUCCGAUCCCAAUAAGCGAGCUGCAUAUGACCAGUUCGGCGCUGGAUGGAACUACGGGCCGAAACGACAUAACACCGCAGCUGGAGCAUCUGCAGAAUGGGGACCAUAUGGGCCAACGAUCUAUGCAAACGCUACGUGGGAAGACUGGGAGCGGUGGAAUAACCGACACGAGAAGCAGCAGCACGUCGUUGAUCACCGCACUUUUACACGACUUGUGAUUCUUCUGGUUUUGUUUGGAGGCGCUCUCCAGGCAUCGUGGAUCUCGCAGCAACAAACUGGUUAUGAAGAGCGACUUCGCGAGGUUAGCCAAGAAUCGUCGCGGUUCCUGUCCGGUCGUCGGAAACAUACUGUUGAUCAGAUGCCUUCCAAUGAUGCUCGCGUGCAGAGUUUCCUCGUCCGGAGAGAUCCGACAGGAGCAGGUCUCAAAGAGGAGGAACAGCCUGUUUACCAGAGAGAACUUCAUCCCCGCCGUCAAGAGCCUGAAGGUGACGCGAAAUUCACAUCCCAGAGCGGAAGGAGUCCUACAGGAAAUGGCCUAAAACUGAGUGACCCGAGUUCGGAAGGUGUCCAUGAGGACGUUUGA